AUGACCAAUCGACAAGCUCAAUUAAAACCAUUCGGUCCAUUCGAAUCAUUCUCUGCAUCCGUUCCAUGGGCAAUUUUUCCCCGCAAGAAAUUGGACGUAACGUUUCGAGAUAUUGGUGUGGGGUUAAGUGCUUGUUUACAAUUAAGAGAACUCGAACGCUUGGAAUAUGAAGAGAAGAUUACACAAUUAUGGGAUCCCAGUGGUUGUAAUACAAUGAUCACGCUCUCGAUCCGAACGGGCUUUGAUCUGCUCUUGCAGACACUUAAGCUUCCAAGAGGUAGUGAGGUACUUUGCAGUGCUAUUACUAUUUCCGACAUGAUGUACGUACUGCGAUACCAUGGUCUGGUACCUGUACCUGUGGAUGUAAACCCGAAAACGUUAGCCGUGGAUGUUGAAGUACUUAAGGACGCGGUAACCGAUAAAACACAAGCGAUACUGAUUGCUCAUAUUUUUGGCUCUCGAUUCCCGUUGGAUGAAGUGCUUGAAGUCGCGCGCAAUCACGAUCUGUUGGUUGUAGAGGACUGUGCGCAAGCGUUUGUAGGAAUUCCAGACAAGGAUGAAAACCGAGCUGACGUGUCCAUGUUCAGUUUUGGCACGAUUAAAACGGCGACGUCGUUUGGAGGUGCCAUCAUUCAUGUAAAGAAUCCUGCUGUGCUAGAUGAAAUGCGUCGUCGUGAGAGGAGAUAUCCAUGCCAGACAAACGUAUUCUUUUUCAAGAAACUGGUGAAAUACGGUGUGCUGCACGGCAUGUCAACCCCUGCUUUAUGCGGAUUAUUUAUCCACGCUUGCCGCGCAGUUGGCGCAAACCAUGAUACACUCAUUACGUCGGCAAUUCGUGGCUUCAGUGGUGGAGAAUUAGUAUCUCUUAUCCAGUAUCGACCGUCUAUGGCUUUGCUCGGGCUAAUGCAUCACCGUCUAACCUGCAUGGAUGAGCAGUAUGUUUUCUUGAGAAAAUCGAAAAGCGAGCAAGUAGCUAACGCCAUUAAAGAUCUUCCGAAUGUCUUUAUUCCGGGCUAUCAUGCUGAUAAGCACUAUUAUUGGUUGCUUCCUGUUUGCGUUCCGUCCCCGAGAGAUGUCGUCUGCUACAUGAACAAACAUGGGUUUGACGUCACUUCCGGUGCUACGCAGCUGACUUACGUACCAAGCUCUCGUGGACGCGAUUAUGAUCCUGUACACGCCAAGAAUAUCAUGACAAGCUUGGUGUACCUGCCAGUCACACCUGAAACUCCAGAAUGGGCAAUCGAGAAAAUGACGUGCUGUUUUCGUGACGCUCUUUUACAGUUUUCAUGUAGACUUUAA
This is a messenger RNA of Peronospora belbahrii, 1299 nucleotides long. Lineage: Eukaryota; Oomycota; Peronosporomycetes; Peronosporales; Peronosporaceae. The record is from the annotation of a GenBank genome assembly.